AUGUCGUCCCUCGCGACGACAGCAGCCGGCACCCUCCGAAUGCGGAUCCCUUACCGGGAGCUUCCUCCCCCAACGACCAUCAUUCCUGCCACCGCCACGACCCUCCCUGGCGCCGUCGCCGCUCUCAAAUCAUUCCUCACCACCCCCCCUCCGGCGUCCCAUCUACCCGACCGAACCGUCAUUCUCACCGGUGCCGGUCUUUCCGUGGCCAGCGGCCUGGCCGACUACCGCGGCGUCAACGGCACCUACCGGGUCAACAAGAGCUACAAGCCGAUUUUCCACCACGAGUUUCUGACGAGCCACGAGACGCGGCAGCGAUACUGGGCACGGAGCUACAUCGGAUGGAGGGGUCUGGGACGGGCCGGCCCGAACCCGGGACACUACGCGAUCCGGGACCUGGGGGACCUGCUCGCCCAGCGCUACGGCUACAGCUACAGCAGCGGCGGUAGAGCAGAUGAAAACAACAACAGCAAGGGCAUCACGGGCGUGAUCACGCAGAACGUGGAUUCCUUCCACAAGAUGAGCCAUCCGGAUAUACGAACCGUCGAAUUGCACGGGAGUCUAGCUUCGGUUGUGUGUACAUCGUGCCAGAACCAGUUCCCAAGAGACGAGUAUCAGACCACGCUGGCGAGGCUCAACCCUAUCUGGGCCGACUUUCUUCGCGAGGCGCUGGCGUCGGGAGCCCUGGAGACGGAGGACAUUGAGGAGCGGAACAAGAGGGGGAUCAAGAUGAACCCGGAUGGUGAUGUGGAUCUGGCCGAGGCACCUUAUACCACCUUUCGCUACCCCGCAUGUCCAUCUUGCUUGAAGGAACCGCCGCGCCUCGCAGAUGGUACCAAGACAUGGGUGGAGAUUGACAAAGAUGGGGCCUGGAUACCGUCCAGCACUGCGGGAGUUCUGAAGCCGGCGGUGAUCAUGUUUGGAGAAAGCAUCAGCGCCGAGGUCAAGCGCGAGGCGGAAAAGGCCGUCGACAAUGCCGGACGAAUGCUCAUCCUGGGCACCUCCCUCGCGACAUACUCGGCCUGGCGGCUGGCACAGCGGGCUAAGCUCCGAGGAAUGCCGAUUGCCAUUGUGAGCAUCGGUGGUGUGAGGCGCGAAGAGAUGUUCUUUGAAGAUCUGGACCCUAAAAUGGCCGGUCCUCAUGGGGUUAGAGUGGAGAUGGCUACUGAAAAGCUAUUACCGGCGCUCGUGGAGGAGCUCAAGAGUUCUAACAAUGGAGCCAUGGUGGCCGAGGUACCCAUUGGCACGGCGUUUACGAAUGGGCUCCAAAACGGACGUCCAUCUUUAAUAGAAUAA
Molecule: messenger RNA, 1296 nt
Organism: Sordaria macrospora k-hell
Lineage: Eukaryota; Fungi; Ascomycota; Sordariomycetes; Sordariales; Sordariaceae
Cellular component (GO): nucleus
Molecular function (GO): NAD+ binding
Source: RefSeq, a predicted model, not a curated record